Messenger RNA from Saccoglossus kowalevskii, 1872 nucleotides. RefSeq lists its product as uncharacterized. The record is from RefSeq and is a predicted model, not a curated record. NCBI's taxonomy places the organism in Eukaryota, Metazoa, Hemichordata, Enteropneusta, Harrimaniidae.
AUGGGUUCAACUGACAGUUUUGGCAAUUACCCGACGCCGUCGUUUGAGCGGCGCGGUCGACGAUGCGCUAUAAAUGCGCCGAUUAAACCCGCUAACGAUGAAACCAACCACGCAUUUAACGCAGCAUUAGCCGAAAAAGAAGAAAAAGAGCCAAAUGUGCAGCUUGAUGUUAUUGAGGACAUUGUGCGGCCAUCCACAAAUCACGAAGAAGCCAAAGUCGCCAUGAAAACACAGCAAAAGACAAAACCGUGUAACCCCAAAGUUGAGAUUACGGUAAUUGUCACCAAAGAAGAGAAGAGUCAAAAAACAGAAGAUGCCGAUGACCGACCUCCGACAAAUAUUAGUGUUGGGAUGGAGCGGGACCACACCGAACUACCGUCAGACUAUAGCAACUAUGGUGAAAGCGAACUAUUUGACAGAGAAGCGGAACAAACUAAAAAAGAGCGGGACAUUGAGAAAAAAGCCCGCCUUGGUGUCAGGAUUAAUCGUUUUCACGUAGUGGCUAAAAUGAUGAAAAACAACGUCAUGUGGUCCAAAGAACUAAACAAUCGCGAAAAACAAGAGGAAAGCAAGAAGUCGUUCGUUGUGCAAGCCCCUGAACAUGGCGAUGAAAAAACCCUGACAUUUAACGUGAAUGCCUUCCAGGCAUCUGUCCAGUCUUUCCGUGGAUUGACACAGCGAGCCAAGUCUUUGUUUAAAAUCAAUUCAUGGAAUCGGUCCGACGACGAUGCGAAUUACCUGUAUAAAAUAAUACAUAGACAAAAGUAUUUCGAUAAGUACCCAGUCAUUGUGCAGAAAGAACUAGCCCGUGUAUUGUAUUAUGAGACCUUUGAAAGUGGGAGGAAAGUAGUCCAACAAGGCCAGCCAGGACUGUCGUUUUAUUUCAUCGUUUCUGGCACUGUCACCUUGGAAGUGGGUGAACAUGACAAUGUUACAGGAGAAAGUCACAGACAAAUUACGGGUGAACUUGGCCCUGGUUCAUCUUUUGGGGAGUUAGCUCUUCUUCACGACUCGAAACGAACGGCUACGGUCAUAUGCAAAGGUGACUGUGAAUUUUUACGUGUAGAUAAACAAGACUUCGACAUGGUUCUCAAGAUAAGUCACCAGCGUGCGUGGGAGGAAAGGCGGGCAAUUAUUGACACCCUCGAACCAUUCGAAAACUGGUCAGACGUCGGCAAACGUGCCGCGUGCGACAAAUCAAAGCUGCUGGAUUUUGCGAAUAAUAGCGUCAUCACGAGCAACCUAAAGACAUCCCCAGAAAAUGUAUAUUUCGUUAUUUCCGGGAAAUGCAGAAUCAUACGAGAAAUGACUUUAUUGCGUACAGAGCUGUCUAACAAAAGACACAAUCUAACACUGGCGCCGUCCGACACUGAAGAAAUUGUCCGACCUAAGUCAUUAUUCCCGAAUAUACAUCAAAACCAAGAAAAACACUUCAUACAUGUAAGCACCUUUGGACAAGGACGGUAUUUUGGAGUCGGAGAAGAUCUGAGUAACAUCCAUAUAACAGCGUACGGUAAAGUGCAGUGUUUAUUGGUGAAUGCAGUGGUGUUUAAAAAACACGGAACACAUAAGUGUCUGGCAGAUAUGAGAGAAACGGCUGAGAUGUAUUUACCUGGGAGGCAACAAGUCUUCGAAAGUUACAUGACAGAAAAACGAUGGACACUCUACAAAAAGAGGCUUAUACAAGAUUUGCUGGAUACAAAGAAAAAUUCCUAUCCUAUGGGUAAUGUGUGCAGCUGUAAAAUAGACUUAGGCGAUAUGGGACCAGGAAAAGGUCGUGGACGCAGAGGAAGUCACCCACACGGCGGACCACCAGGACAAAUACCUGGGUCGCCAGGACGGGGAAAAAAGAAAGGUCACCAUAAACAUUGA